Messenger RNA from Klebsormidium nitens, 2940 nucleotides. NCBI's taxonomy places the organism in Eukaryota, Viridiplantae, Streptophyta, Klebsormidiophyceae, Klebsormidiales, Klebsormidiaceae. The record is from the annotation of a GenBank genome assembly.
UUUGAAAUUGGCAUUGGCAUUGGCAAUUGCCUCAUCGCGGCACCUGCAGGCUGCAUGUGCUGGGCGCUCCUCCUCCUCGGAAGCUGUUUCGGGUCUUGACUCAGGUGCUCAAGCGAUGAGCUGAUAUGCGCUUGCAUGUGAGCUGCGCAUUCUUGGCCUCAUGUCAGAAGAUGAGUGCCAGCUCUCGGGCCUUCUUCUCCCCCCAGCAAUGCAGCAUUCACCUGCCUCCUCCUCUCCGAACCAUCCGCGGCACGUCCUACAUCCUGGAGAGUACCUCCAUCAAGGCGCACACCGCCUCUAACAGGCACCAUCGUGAACUAUUAAUCCCUCUAAUUCAUGCUCUUAUGCCUUCCUCACAUCUUCCUGCGAUAUCCAAUGCUCUGAGAGUUGGCUUUCCAGUGGACAUAAGUCCUGCAAGGAACGUGCAACAAGGUCCGCUGGCGCCCUCUGCUGUCAAGCAGACUGUUUCUCCUUGGGCUGCCCAUCCCGGCGGUCCGUGUCGGAAGGUGACCCCUCCUCCGCACCUGCUUACUGGGUUAGCGGCUUUGUCUGUUGCGGUAAGGAAGAGGGGUUUGCGCACCAGGGCAGCCAAGGGUCCGUCUCCUGUAAAGCUGGACAAUGCGGACCAGCCCAAGAGUCAGCCCUGGGUUGCGGAUCUUCCCGGCUGGUUGGAGGGCAUCCGAGCGCUACCGUUGGAAGAGCGGCCCUGCCCCAUGGUUGUGGUGUUUGACAUUGAGACGACGAGUCUGAGCCGGAGAAUAUCAAGGAUUAUCGAGUUUGCGGCUCGGGAUGCAGAGGGCGGUGAAGGUGCCGCCAUCCACUCCCUCAUCUUCCCUGGGCCCCACCAGUCCGUGGGCGGCUCCAUUCACUCGCACCACAUCAGCGAUGCCAUGCUCACGCCGGCGCUGCCCACCUGGGGGCAGUUCUUCCCCAAGCUGCGCUUCUGGGUGGAGAGCCGGAACCCAGACGCACGACCUGUGCUGUUUGUUGCCCACAAUGGAAACAGCUUUGACGUUCCUAUUGUGGCCUGGGAAAGUGCACGCGAGGGCUUGGCGAUGCCCCAGGACUGGCUAUAUGUGGACACCUUGAGGCUUGCUCAAAAGCAUCUCAACGCCAAACAGGUGGACCCCGAAAAGGGCAGCUUGAGACUGGAGCACCUGAAGAGGUACUUCCAGGUGCCGUCAGACAAGGCCGCACACCGCGCGCCUGCCGACGUGGACGUGACCCUCCAUGUCCUCAGCCGCAUCCUGCAGUAUCGCUGCCUCCCCGUGGGCAUUUUGUACGACUUCGUCAUGGCAUUUGGCAUAGCGGACAGGGAGUUCCGUUUUGGAUUGAAGAAGGACGAGUUUGCAGCACUCCAGGAUCUGGUGGCCGCAGGCGAGCAGCAAAAGCGCGAGCAGGACGAAAAGGCUCUGGCAUGGCCGGGGGUGUUUGUAACUAACGCGCAUAGGAGAAACGAUUCGCAGGGCAAAGGAGAUCGGAAUUCGGUGACCAGGGAUGGGCCUGAGAAGGAAGAAGUUGUGAGGGAGGGACGGUCAUCCGGCGAAAGCCUUCUGGUCUCAGCGCUGGCGCAUGUGGGUGAGGAAGAGGUGGCUGUCGGGAAGCGUCCAGCAGACCCGAGCAACGCAGUGGCAGGGCCCCAGAUGGCAGGCGACGCGGAGCUGCCGAAGCCGCUGCCAAAUGUUGGGAAGGCCCCCGUGAUCGCAUCUGUUGAAGUUCGGAGGCUGCGCUCGAAAAUUAAGGGCAGUCUCAAAGAGCGGGCGAGCAGCGAGGGCCAGGCCGAUGUGGGCGGAGGCGGAGGGGAUCAGGGGCGAGCAGCUGUGGAUGGAGAGGGGCAGGGGGGGGGCGUAAGCGGUGAUUCGAAGCAUCUGCCGGGUGAAGCAAGGGAGGGCCCUCUCGCACCAGCAGGAGUAGAGAGGACGCUGCCCCUCCUCGCCAACCGCCAGGGGCGUGUCUGGCCCCGGCUGCCGCUCAGAAGAGUCGACGUAACAAAUGGGGCAGCAGCGGCGGUUCCAGUUGCAGCUGCUGAGGGGAUUACCAAAGGGCGCCUACCUGCAAGCGCAGUGGUGCAGGAACGAGACUCGGGGGGCUCGCGGGCCCGUCCUCCCUUUGGAAAGGCGGGGGAGCUGAUGGCGCAUCUGGACGACUUGCGCGAAAGAGUGGCCAAGAGAACCUCCGACGAGCCGAGCGCAGCCCUCCAGGGAGAGGACACCCAGCUGACCAGCGCGGGAGGGACGAACGUGCUGGUGCGAGGGCCCGUGGUCGUAACCACCGGGGGCGACGGGGGCAACGAGGCUGACCGCGGCGAUACCGGGUCGGGUGACCUUCCCAGCGCAGGAGAUGCCCUGAGGGGCCAGCUUCAAGCCUCUGCAAGGAGGUUAAAACGGCAGGGGCAGCAGAACGAGGCGGGGGAGGGGCUAGAGCGUAGUAGAAAAGGAUCGAUGGAUGGGGCCCCUGACAUGAGCGGGAUUCAUGCCGGGAUGUCCACCUCUCAAGGGGAAAGGUCGGAAAGUGCAGCGUUCACACAGGAGCCCCCCUCAGUGAUGGAGCGGUACCGGCUGCUGAUGGCGCAAAGCAGGAGGCAACUGUGACAAGGGCACCGCAUAGCCUUGCGCUGAGACACCAAGUUUGAACGGAAGUGCCCCCGUGAAGAGCCGACCUCAACCGAGAGACUUCACAAACUACAAUGCACCGGCACUCGCACUCCUAAAACGGCCCUAAGAACUGUCACAGACAUUGCCGAAAGCAUCAUUCCACUGCGGUGUUUAACAAAAUUUCGAAGCGCUGUACACGGGUCUGUAACUCAUGAUAGACCCGUGUGCGUGCCACUCGGUCUUAAACGCAGCAGAGCUGCCGUCAUGCCUUAGCUUAGGUUGCAUAUCAUGAAGACUGCACAUUACUGUUUAUUGCACCCUGUAACGGCAGCCCACGCCAUUGGAG